This is a messenger RNA of Argiope bruennichi, 9234 nucleotides long. Its product is annotated as plexin-A2-like. Bases 600 to 6446 code for a protein of 1948 amino acids. Gene Ontology annotation, biological process: motor neuron axon guidance; semaphorin-plexin signaling pathway involved in axon guidance; negative regulation of cell adhesion. Gene Ontology annotation, cellular component: semaphorin receptor complex. The record is from RefSeq and is a predicted model, not a curated record. Gene Ontology annotation, molecular function: protein binding; semaphorin receptor activity. Lineage: Eukaryota; Metazoa; Arthropoda; Arachnida; Araneae; Araneidae. The transcript has 40 exons.
AGUCUUUCUAGUGCAGUGUCGACGGUGCGUGUGUGCGGAAGUUGACUGCUGUCUACAGUGACUGACACCAGUUGCUGAUUUUCAGAACUAGCCACCCAACCCCUCGUUUUCUCUUUGGAUACCUUUUACACCUUUCCUACAUUAAUCAGCUUCCAGGAAAUAUAAAUAUUUCUAUAAUCCUGGGAGCAGUUGCUGUUCUUAUCCCCCCCCCCAUCACGAACAGCAGCGCCACCCUUCUGAAAUCCAGAUUCAACAGGUUUUCCUCUGAGCCGGACAUACUGAGAUUUUGUGUGUGGUGUUUUUUGUGAUUGGAUUUACCUUCAAUGAUUGACACUUGCUACUCCCUAGGGAUGUACUGAACUACAUUUCGUUCCCUGGACUUGUAGAAUCGAUUCAUCGUUUCCAGGCUUUUUUCCACUGCUGUUGGGCUUUAUAUAAGGAUUAUCAACGCCUUGAAGAUAUUCAGACUUAAAGAAUUUUAGUGACCUGUCUUCGAAUCAUCCUCUCAAAACAUAGGUGAGUGAUAUUAAUCUUACGAAGGUUUUUCACUGCUGACGGUAAUACGAGGAAGUGACGCUAUCUACGUCCUGGCAACCGCCAUGAAGAAGCGGCAGAAGCGGUGGUCUUCGCCGGUCAUACUCUUCCUCCUCCUGGCAGCUUCUUCCCUUGCCGCCGGCGCCACCACUAUCACCACAACAGAGGCCCCGACCUAUCCCUUCUUCGAAGAUCUCACCGUCGAGAAAUUCAACCACAUGACAGUCCACGAUUACACAGAGCGUGUGUACAUUGGCGCUGUUAACCGCAUCUACCAACUGUCUAGAGAUCUUAAGCAGGAAGAUGUUGCCACUAUGGGUCCCAAAGACGACAGUCCCAAGUGUCCUGUCACUCAGGUGUGCCCGAACGAACCAAAGCGCCCCACUGACUAUUACAACAAAGCUCUGGUUGUAGAUUACUCACAGAGUAAGCUCAUUGCCUGCGGUAGUCUCUUUCAAGGAACUUGCACAGUGCACGAUUUAAAUCAAGUAUCUAGCUACGAGACCCCGGCCAGCGAAUCGGUGGUAGCCAACAAUGCAACUGCAUCUACUGUGGCCUUCAUUGCGCCCGGACCUAAGAACUUGCCCAGAACCCACGUGCUGUAUGUAGGGGUGUCGUACACUGGCAACGGGCCUUACCGCUCGGAUGUGCCAGCUGUCAGUAGUCGUAGCCUGGAUCCAAGUAAUAUGUUUGUAAUCGCUCACAGCGGUGUCACUACAGGAACGAAGAUCACACUGAACAGCAUGUCUCGCGAGAUUUACCCCAUCACAUAUGUGUAUGGCUUUAGCAGUAAAGGUUUCUCUUACUUCGUCACUGUGCAGAAGAUGUCCACCGACUUACCCAGGCCCUUCAUUUCCAAACUGGUACGUGUGUGUCAACGAGAUGUUCAGUACUACUCCUAUACUGAGGUACCCCUGGUGUGCCGAACUUCCCCUGACGGCAUUGAUUACAACCUGGUUCAAGCUGCCUAUGUUGGUAGACCUGGCUCUGAACUGGCCAAAUCGUUAGGUAUAUCUGCCCAAGAUAACGUGUUGUUUGCUGUGUUUGCAAAGUCGAAGGACGAGGCAGACAUCUAUAACAAGCCCAGCCCUAAUUCAGCUUUGUGUGUGUAUGCUCUUUCCGCCGUGCACCGAAAGUUCACGCAGAACAUUCAGCAUUGCUUUAAUGGUUAUGGAGAACGUGGACUGGAUUUCAUCAACCCUAGUCAGCCGUGCUAUCCAACACAACUGCAAAUCAACGACGAGUUCUGCGGCAUGGACGUGAACACUCCCCUGGGCGGCAGUAUGGCUGUAGAGGCAGCUCCGGUUCUGAGAUUCUCCGGUAUUCUGCUGACUGCUGUGGCUGCUACCUCCACGCACGACUACACGGUCACAUUCCUUGGAACUUCUCAGGGUCACGUGAAGAAGGCUGUUGUGGAGACGGUGGUGAAGGCAUCCGAAUAUGCUGACUUGGUCAUCGAUGAGGGGAGUCCAAUCAAUGCGGACAUGGUCUUCGACAAAGCCAAAAACCACCUGUACGUCAUGACUGAAAAGAGGGUGACGAUGGUCAAAGUACAAGAAUGCCACAUGUUUAAAACGUGCAUGGACUGCUUAGGCGCCAACGACCCUUAUUGUGGAUGGUGCUCCCUAGAAAACAAAUGCAGUCUCCGAGGAGCAUGCGCAGAAGCUGCUCAAGAUCCCCUCUACUGGUUAUCUUACAAAAGUGGUCGCUGUACAACAAUAACAGAAGUUCAUCCUCCCCAGAUACAACGCACAACGGCACGGAUUCUGAAUUUAGUCAUUGACAAUUUGCCGGCUUUGGAAGGGCAGUUUUUCUGUGCCUUCUCUGCUCUUGGCAAAGUCCUGGUCAUGAAUGCUACCCGCUCUGCCAAUGGAGUGAACUGCGCCACGCCUCAUACGGACUCUCUACCCCCGAUACCUCCAGGGGAACAUCAUUUUACUGCCAAACUUUCAGUGAGGAUGAAAGUGGGACCUGACUUCGUAGCCACUAAUUUUACUUUCUAUGAUUGUAGCACAUAUACUUCAUGCACACAGUGUGUGUCUAGUGAUUUUCCUUGUGAUUGGUGUGUAACUGGUCACCGCUGCACUCAUGACACUGGUGAAAAUUGCAGAAAUGAUGUACUCGUUACCGGAGUGGCUAGUGUUGGUCCAAGUAUUCGAUCUGGUCCAGGAUUUUGUCCAAGAAUCAAUAAAACUGCAAAUGGAUCGACAGAAAUUCUUGUAGCAUCAGGCAUCAGCAAGAGGAUAUCUGUCAAAGUAGACAAUAUACAACAGCAUAUUGCAAGGAUGAGGUUUCUAUGUCAGUUCAACAUUGAAGGUCGUGUGAAGCAAGUGAAUGCUCAGCUAAUAGGGGAAAUCAUGUACUGUGAAGAAAUGGUGUUUUCAUACAGUACUCAGGCACCUAACAUCACCGCAGCUUUUGCAGUUAUAUGGGAUGUCAACAAGCCAUUUGAUAAUCCAGAAAAUAUACAUGUGCUUAUCUUCCGAUGUUCUGGUAUGGCCCAAAGCUGUGGUAUCUGUUUGGAACUCCCUGAAAAAUACAAAUGUGGUUGGUGUCAGGACACAGACAACUCCUGUGAAGUUUAUGAACAUUGUAACCGUCUACCAACAUUGUGGUUAGAUAGAAAGCAAACCUGUCCUAAUCCGCAAAUACUUUCAUUUUCUCCCAAAUCUGGUCCAUGGGAAGGUGGUACAAAUAUUACAAUUAAAGGUAUCAACCUGGGUCGAGUGUUUCAAGAUAUUGCCAAUAAUGUUCGAGUAAUACAUGAAGAUCGUAAGGUUAUUGCUGAGUGUGUACCACAUGAAGAGCUCUAUGUUAAGACAACACAGAUUGUGUGCCAUGUUGAGAAGCCACCCAAUUUGACUACAGGUUUGAUUAGUGGACCUAUGACGGGUUUUAUAGAAGUAAAAGUUCAGAACGACUAUACUGCUAGAUCAAGAGAACAGUAUUCUUUUGUUAAUCCAAGAAUCACAUCCAUAAAACCCAGUAAAGGACCAAAAUCUGGUGGAACUAUUUUAGAGAUUUGGGGUCUUCAUAUGGAUGCUGGAAGUCGUGCUGAGGCAUUUGUGGGUGCAUUACCUUGCAAUGUUACUAGCCGUGAUGCAAACAAAGCAGUUUGCAUUACUUCCGCUUCCAAAGAGACAGUACCUCAAACAGUGCGGAUCAAAUUCGAUAAUGGUUUAAGAGUUUUUGAAGAUUACAAAUUCUUAUAUGUUGAAGAUCCUUCAAUCACUUAUGUUGAAUCCGGAUCUACUGGACAAAGGGGUAUUCCUAAAGGCAUUCCAAGUGGUGGAAUAACCAUAAGUGUAAAAGGAACCAAUUUGAAUGCUGUGCAGUAUCCUUAUAUGUAUACAAUAGUUGAAGGAGAAGAAUAUAAUAGUAGCUGCAUUGUGGAAUCUCAAACCGAAAUGAAAUGUAAAAGUCCCAGAGUUCCAGCGGAAAAACUUGAUUUCUCAGGUGAUGAUAUGGAUGCUCAUCCCAUUGAAUUGGAGUAUGGAUUCAAAAUGGAUUAUGUGGCUCAAGUGCAGAAUCUCAGCUCUAAUCCAAGAUAUUCCAAAUUUAUGAUGUAUCCAGAUCCUAUUUAUUAUCCAUUUUCUGAAAAGAAUGGAAUCAAGUACUACAAAAGUGAUUACCUUACUAUAAAUGGAAUGAAUUUAGAUAGAGCUUCACAGGAAACUGAUGUAGUUGUUCGCAUAGGGACGAGUUACUGCAAUGUGACUUCACUCUCUCGUUCUCAGUUGACUUGCCGCCCUCCCACUACCCAACCUGCAGCAAGAGAUGCCAAUGGGAAACCAGAUCCCAGCAAGAUUCCUGAAGUGGUGGUUGAAGUGGGUGAUCAUUUGAAAUUUACCAUUGGCAAACUUAGUUAUGAAUUGCCCUCCAGUCAAGAUGCUACGCUGACAAAACCAGUGAUAAUUGGUGUGAUCACAGGUGCUUGCAUUCUGGUUGUAAUCGUCAUAAUUAUUCUUAUUGCUUAUCGUCGCAAAUCCACAGAGAGCAGUCGUGUUCUCAAAAACAUGCAGGAACAAAUGGAUGUUUUAGAGUUGAGGGUGGCCAGUGAAUGUAAAGAGGCAUUUGCUGAACUUCAAACUGAGAUGACUGAUUUAACAAGUGAUUUGACAACAGGUGGUAUUCCAUUCCUUGAUUACAGAACUUAUGCAAUGAAAGUGCUGCUGCCUAAUAAUGAUGACCAUUCAGUUCUUAGAGAUAUGCAGAUCGAUCCCAUUAAGAAACCUUACAUAGAAAAAGGCCUACGUCUCUUUGGACAAUUAAUAAUGAACAAAACUUUUCUGCUUCUAUUUAUACGUACUCUGGAAUCAAAUCGAUAUUUCUCUAUGAGAGACAGGGUAAAUGUUGCUUCUUUGAUAAUGGUUACUCUUCAGGGCAAAAUGGAAUACUGCACAGACAUUCUGAAAACAUUAUUAGCCGAGCUUAUAGAAAAAUGUAUGGAAGGAAAAAGUCAUCCAAAGCUUCUCCUAAGAAGGACUGAAUCAGUUGCAGAAAAGAUGCUCUCAGCUUGGUUUACAUUCCUUCUCUUCAAAUUCCUUCGGGAGUGUGCUGGUGAGCCUCUGUUCAUGCUGUACCGAGCCAUCAAACAGCAAGUGGACAAGGGGCCAGUGGAUGCCGUUACAAGUGAGGCUCGGUACUCUCUGUCCGAAGAGAAGCUCAUCCGACAAUCCAUAGAAUAUAAGAGCAUGACUGUCUAUGUUUCUAUGUCCUCCCAAACUGUCUAUGUUCAAGGCUUGGAGCCCCAUGGGGAGAACAUUGAGACUGCCGUCAAAGUUUUGGAUUGUGACACUAUCUCUCAGGUGAAAGAAAAGGCUCUUGAUGCUAUCUACAGAAAUACACAGUUCUCUCAGAGGCCCAGUAAAGAUGGACUUGAUUUAGAAUGGAGAGCUGGCAACUCUGGACGCUUGACUUUGUCAGAUGAAGAUUCCACUACAAAACCUGAAGGAGAGUGGAAACGACUCAACACUUUAGCUCAUUAUGGGGUUCCUGAUGGUGCAUUAUUAACCCUGGUGCCAAAGCAAUCAUCAAUGUAUAAUUUGACGAUAAUGACAGAUAAAUUGGAAAAGUCUCAUAAAUAUGAAACUUUGAACUUCUCUUUGAAAACUAGUCCUCCUCUUAGUCGAGCUACUUCUCCAAUGAAUCAUGAUCCAGAAGGUGGUUACAAGUAUUGGCAUUUAGUGAGGCAUCAUGAUGCUGAACAAAAGGAAGGUGAAAGAGGGAAUAAAAUGGUCUCUGAGAUUUAUCUCACUCGCCUAUUAGCUACAAAAGGAACUUUACAGAAGUUUGUGGAUGAUUUAUUUGAAACCAUCUUCUCCACAGCUCAUCGAGGCAGUGCCUUGCCAUUAGCUAUUAAGUAUAUGUUUGACUUUUUAGAUGAUCAAGCUCUUCAACAUGGAAUCACAGAUCCUGAAGUAGUACACACUUGGAAGUCAAAUAGCCUUCCCCUCCGAUUCUGGGUGAAUCUGAUCAAGAAUCCUAAUUUUGUGUUUGACAUCCACAAAUCCAACAUAGUGGAUUCGUGCUUGUCAGUGGUAGCCCAGACCUUCAUGGACGCUUGCUCCACAUCCGACCACAGGCUUGGAAAAGACUCUCCCAGCAGUAAGCUCCUGUAUGCUAAAGACAUUCCAGUUUACAAGGACUGGGUAGAAAGGUAUUAUAGAGAUAUUAAAAAUAUGGCAGCCAUUAGUGAUCAAGAUAUGAAUGCUAUGUUGGCAGAAGAAUCUAGGUUGCAUGCUCAUGAAUUCAACACAAAUGUAGCGUUGUAUGACCUCUAUGCUUAUGCAGUGAAGUACAAUGAUCAGCUCAUGCAGACAUUAGAAGAGGAUGAGUUCUCAACCAAGAACAAACUGCCAUGGAAACUUGCUCAGGUUCUCUCCAUCAUGUGCGGGGAGUCCGACGCAUGACAAAUGCCAGCAUUCUUAGUCAUUUAAACAUUCCAAUCACACUAUGACUCAUACAGCUGGUCUGAGAAUUUCAAUUCCUUGACUGUUUUUUUAUUGUCAGAAUAUCCAGUCACAAACUGCUACUAUGCUGGUUUAGAAACAUGUACAAAAAAAAAGUUGGAACUGAAUACAAAAGAAAUACACACAAGCAGUGGAUAUUCUUCAUUUUGAAAGGAAAUUUGUAUAAGUGUCAAACUAUUUACAUAUUGAUGUUGAAAACGUUUUUUUCACUAUUGGAAAUCGAUAUCUUUUCAGAACUUCAUCCUUCGCACAGGUACUUUUACCCAUGACUUUGUAUAUCUUGAGAUAAAAAAAAGAAUAUAUAUAAAAAUAUGUGUGAGAAUUUUACUACUAUUCAUCAAGACGUGUGCAAUUUAUUUAGAGACUAGAUAAAAAAAAGUUUUUUCUAAGAAGUGAAAUUGGUGUCUUACAAGCAGCUAAUGGUGCUCGUAGAUUCAGAAAACUUCUCGCAUGCGUGUGUGUCGACAGAGGCGGCAUUCGUUCUCCUGUUCAGUUGCUCCCUUUAUGUGGCUGCAUGGCAAACCAUGUGCGAAUGAGUUAACCAUGGUCUUGCAAAGGUAUUCAUUUUCUGUCCUGCAACACGUGCAGCAGCUAUCCUCCUGUUCAAUGCUCCUUGGUAAAUAUGGUGGCAUUCAGUUUUUCAGCUGCACAAUGAGAGAUACAGAAAAUGAUCCACCAGUGAAAGGCAACAUUCCAUUGAAUUUCAGAAGACGGAACGAUUCAAGAUCAGACAUCUUCAGUGCCUUGCAUUGUCUCGUCAGGCCACUGACUCAUUCGGAACCAGCUUCUGGAUUCAACCUUGCAGCUUCUUGUCCCUCCCACUCCUGCGAUGCCGUUCGAUGCCACUCUUCUUUGUGUCUUCCAGCUGAAGUUCUGCUUCUUCUGUGCCGUUUCUUUCGUUUCAUAGUUCCUUUAUUCAUUUGAACUACUGUGAUGCAUGUGCUGGUCGAGCUUCUGUUUUCUGCCUCGUGGCGCAAAGACACUGUCCUCCGAACGAUGAACCUGGAGAAAAGAGUGUAAAUAACAGCUACAAUCAAUGCCGCCUUGCGUAUAGCGGAACAUUGUUUCAAAUAAAAAAAAUAUUCUUGCUGCACUGUGAUACUCUGUAGUGUACAAAGUAAAGAAAUAUGGAAGCUGACUUGGUGCUGUACACAGCGGCUACCUCCGCAGUCGAAUGUCGGCUCGUGCAUAGAUGUGUUGUCAUUUAUGGUCGUCGGCUCUCUUGUUCCAUAUUUUAUAGAUAAUCAAAUCCAUCAGUGUUGUAUGUGUGUAAAAACUCAGUGAAAACAUUUUCUUCAAAGGCACUCUGUCCACGAUUCAUUAUUCUAAAGAUUAAACAAAAACAAAGAAAAAUUCCUAAGAGAGCUUAUUUUGCUCUGGCAGAGUUUUUAAAGAGCUUGUGCAUGUUUAAGAAUCUAGUUGUUGGAAAGUGUAAAAGAGUUUUUAUUUCUUGCAUUUUCUCACACUCCCAGAGGAAUGAAAAAUCUCUUUAGGUAGAAUGGAGCAUUUUUAAAACAAAUGAUGAUAAUAUUUAUGAGCUUGUCCCCCCCUUUAAUCUUUUGCUUAUUGUUUUGAAACUGAUCUUUUUUUUAAGUGAUAAAAUGUUUUUCACUUUUUUUUUUUAAAAUAAAAGUAAAAAUAAGAUUCUAAUGUUUAUUUUUUUUAACUAACCCUUUUUAAUACAAUUUUCUUUCCAAGCUGAUUUUCAUUUGACAAUACAUUUACUAUUCUCCAUUGUAUCUACAGAGUUUGUUCCCUGUGGUGUCUAUCUUUGAAAGUUUAAAGCACUCGGCAGUUGAUUGAUCUCCUUUCUGUAGAUAAAAAUUUAGAUCUUGUCGAAGCAUGGCUUAAUGCAUUUGUUCUAUUUGUAUAGCCUUUUUUUUUAUGUUCAUCAUUUUAAAGCUGAUGAAAGAAAUGAUGCCCAUUUCAUUCGACUUUUCGGGUAUUGUCUUUUCAUUAAAUCUUUAUUUGCAUGUGCUAUGUACAUUUUAAGAAAUCGUACAAGAUUUGAAGGUUUUAAAUUAAAUUUUUGGGUUUUAUAUAUUUUGUUUAGAGUUGCAUUUCUUUAUUGAAAGAAGGGUAUUUUAUCCAUUUUGUUCUAUUUAUUCUAAUUUCUUUAAUUGCAGUUAUUUAAUAAAUAAGCCUCUUCUUUUUGAAAACAGCAGUAUUAAUAACGACUGAUUGCCAAAUUGAUAGUAUGUUUGUGACAUAAAAUUGGAAGUCAAGUAACUGGAAACUUUUUUUAAAAGAGUGAAAACCCCUUUUUGUACUUUUUAAUAUUUUUUAUCUUGACGCAGUAUGGUAAUAUAGCUAUUUGAUCAUUGGAAUAAAAUCUUUUGCACUUUAUGUUUGCAUGCUUUUUUAAGUUCUUGCAACAUAUUUCUACUACAAAUAAGCAAAAAUUAAGUGCAUUGUUUUAUGCUACAUGAAUGAAAUUUCUACUAAUUAAAAUUUACAAAUUAAAUCCAAAGUGAAUAUAUAUAUAUAUAUGUCUGUAUGUAUAUGUUGUGAAUCUGCACAACAAAGAUGUAAAAAAAUAAAAUCACUUUUAUGUACUUAUGAAUCAAACAUAAUUCUAUGUAAGGAACAAAUUGAGAAUGCAUCUAUUGUAUCUUCUUGUAUUCGUGUUGGUAUAUGCCAAGCGUGCACCAGCUCAUUGUUGUAAAUUUGCAUCAAAGUGGGCAUGCCAUUGCACGCUUCAUUUUUUUAAUAAAAGAAAAGUAUCAUA